This is a messenger RNA of Amoebophrya sp. A120, 1403 nucleotides long. NCBI's taxonomy places the organism in Eukaryota, Dinophyceae, Syndiniales, Amoebophryaceae. The record is from the annotation of a GenBank genome assembly.
CAGUUCGGCCCCGUCGCGCUGCAUUGGGCGGCUUGUUGCCGGCGGUGUUUCCGAGCGAACUUCGGUGCCCGGCGCCUUGUAUAUCAUGCCUGGCGCCCGGCGUCCCUCCUGCCUGGCGUGGCGAGGUUCGUUGGGCGCUUGUCUCUCACGCUGUUCUGGCGCAGCCCGUGCUGUUGUGUAUCUGUUCGGCUGUUGUAGCCAAGGCGCAUUGACGUGGGUUCAUUUGCUCUACCACGAUCAAAUCAGGCAGCUAGACUUCUCACCGCUGUUCAUGUUCUGGAUCUAUGCGCCUCUAUGAAGCUUGGGGGCUCCCACUAUAGUGCACUGGCAGAGUUUGAGUUCCUGGAGUUCCUGCAGCUGAUGACAGAGCGCAUGGGAAGGCAGGUAGAGGCAUAGAGAGGAACGAGAAGUGGGGAGAGCAACGGCUACUUGUGCCAUCACCUAAGUUUUUGUUUCCCUCGACAUCCGUUCGUUGGUCCGAACUCGUUUCGUGUCAGAGAUAUGCUGUCGCUUUGAGAGAUGAGAGCAGCAUGUUUAUUUGUGCGCCAUAUCCAUAUUAAGGUGCGCGAUUGAUAUUGGGCAUUGCUGAUUGAUGCGCGGCUUCAUGAUCUAAAAAUGGCGCUCCCGAACAAACGUCCGGCAGCAGUAGAACUCGUCGAGCAGGCGGGCGCCUCCACGCCUGUGGAACUGCAGACGAGGCCGCGUGGCGAUUGCGGCGUCGUAAUGGCCUGGAUACGUGGGCAGUGGAAACGGUCUCGCCGCGGGCAGCGAGGGCGUUAGUUGCCGCAGACAACAUGGCGGGCGUGGGGCUCCAGCGAUGCCCCGGCCCCGGCCCCUGUGGUGCCAGGGGGGGACGCCUGCUCAGGUGGAAACAUACAAUCGCGCGCGAGAUGUUGAAUGAAAGAGCGGCCCCCCUUGCGGAGCCGGAGGAGGUAGUGCCGCAGAUGUGGACGAGGCGGAUCCGCAGGAUGUCGCGGAAGCGGAGCCGCAGGACGCGGCUGGACCGAUCGGCAUUGCCGCCCUUCUUCGCAUUUUGUUGGGGGCCCCCUGAUUUCGUGGGCUCUUUCAAGUCAGCGCCGCGACGGGUGUGGCGCGCGCAAGCAUUGCAGACGCGGCGCAGCGGCCUGGCCCGCCCGGGCCGCGUUGCGCGCUCCCAUUGGGGCUGUUCGGGUUUCUUGUGCGCCCUCCCUUGUUCGAGCCCGCCGGGCUCCUUUGGGCGAUUCGCGGUCGCCGGCGGUGCUUCCGAGCGAAUUUCGUCACCCAGCGCCUUACACUUUAGCCCCCGCAGUUGGGCACAUCAUCAUCAUCAUCCUCGUGGCGCCGCGGCGAGCGUCGUUGGGCGCUUUUCUCUCACGCUGUUAUGGCGCCGCCCGUCCUAUUCUGUAUCUUUUCGGCUGUUGUAG